UCUGAUGCCUUUCAGCUCGAUACCAGAUACAAGAAAAACUGAAUUGUUUGUUGAUCACAUAUGCCAUGCACGUCACGAUUUUAAAAGCUAGAAAGGAUCUUUAAUGAGUAGACAUGAAGGAAGAGAAAAAGGGUUGGCUUUGUUUGUUUAUUUAUUUAUAUUUUAGCCAUUACGUGCCUUGUGGCUUACCACCAUUACAAAACCGAGCGAGCCUAUGAAUUCUCCGCCUUACACUUUUCCUCCUCUCCAUCAUCCACCAAAACUAUCCCCUCAAACUACACAAAGAAUCGUGUGGCCACGUUCCUUACCCCAUCUUCCUUCCUGAAAUAUAUGUGUGUAUAUAUAUGUGUGUGUGGAUAUAUCUAAGAACUGUUUUACCACCAUCUUCAUUUCUUUUCCUUCCAAAUUCUGAUGGAGUCUGUUGCCUCUACUUCAUCCCCUCGUCCCGUUCCUCGGUUCAAGCCCUCCCAACCUGUGGCCGAUAGGAUUGUUAGAGCUCUCCACCAUCACCUCCGUCUUCUUCACCGUUCCGGUUCUAAUUUCUUCGUGUUGGGAGCCACAGGCAAUGUUUACAUUGUGUCUCUAUCCUCUACCCCCUCCUGCACUUGCCCGGACCGUAUUACCCCAUGCAAACACAUAUUGUUUAUCUACCUUCAGGCCCUGGGUUUGUCGCUUGAUGACGUAUGUCUUCGGCGAAGAACACUGCGUCCUUGCCAAUUGAAUCGUUUGCUUGCAGCACCCAUUAUGUUAAAAUCCCUUGCUGAAAUUGGGUUACGUAAAGUAUUUCAUCAACAAUUCUUUCAGGUAAAUGAUAGAGCAUGUUCUUCUUCUUCUUGUGUAACCGUUGAAGAUAUGGAAGAUGGGACUGCGUGUCCAGUUUGUUUGGAUGAUAUGAAGAAGAAUGAUCGGGUUGUGGCUUGUUCGACGUGUCGGAAUCUUGUUCAUGAAGAUUGUUUCACGAGGUGGAAACGGAGCAAGGGAAGGAGGAAUGUUAGUUGCGUAGUUUGUAGGGCACGGUGGAAAGAUACCAAAGACGAACAAAAGUAUUUGAAUUUGUCCGCUUAUAUCAACGAACACGACACAAUCGAUGACAAUUUAUACAAUAAUAAUAACAAUAAUAGUUGAGUGAACCUCAUAAGAUCCUCUCAAAUAAUAAAAUAUCAUCCUCAAGUAUUUCAAAACUUC
This is a messenger RNA of Cucumis melo (muskmelon), 1185 nucleotides long. RefSeq lists its product as uncharacterized. The coding region runs from base 412 to 1125 and encodes 237 amino acids. The record is from RefSeq and is a predicted model, not a curated record. The transcript has 2 exons. Gene Ontology annotation, molecular function: zinc ion binding; ubiquitin protein ligase activity. Lineage: Eukaryota; Viridiplantae; Streptophyta; Magnoliopsida; Cucurbitales; Cucurbitaceae.